This is a messenger RNA of Frieseomelitta varia, 2498 nucleotides long. Its product is annotated as lipopolysaccharide-induced tumor necrosis factor-alpha factor homolog. Gene Ontology annotation, molecular function: zinc ion binding. The transcript is spliced from 4 exons. NCBI's taxonomy places the organism in Eukaryota, Metazoa, Arthropoda, Insecta, Hymenoptera, Apidae. The coding region runs from base 278 to 820 and encodes 180 amino acids. The record is from RefSeq and is a predicted model, not a curated record.
UGGAAAAACUUGCAAUAGAGUCUUGUUAGUCGUUUCUGCUGUGGUAUUGAGAUUGGUUUUAUUAAGUGUUGUGUGUUUUUCUACAUUUCUUUUAUAAAUGUGCAUAAAAGAAAUUUGAUAUAAUGGUACAAGAUAGAUAAAUAUUGAAUAGUAUGAGACAUAUAUUGCUUUUACAGCACAUACAAACCACUUAUACUCUAAAGUGUUCAACUAUAACCUCUCUCUAACGGGAGACAUCUAAGUGACUACGAAAUCAUAAGAUUUGAAUUUUGAAGAGAUGGAAAAAAAUAAGGGUUUCGCCAGUGGAAGUACUCAACCAUCAGCCCCACCACCAUCAGCACCUCCAUCAUAUGAGGAGGCUGUUGAAAAUGCAGCUGGCAUAUCUCGACAACCAAAUAUUCCACCAUAUCCAGUAGGACCAUCUUCUAUGCCAAUCCCAACUCAUACUCAGUCGCCGAAUCAGACAACGGUGCCAUAUCCACCGAAUUAUUCAGGGCCCAGCGAACCACCAUCGCAACCACAAACGCAGUAUAGUGCAAAUCCAAAUACAGCUGCUCCACCAGAGUUCCGAGUUGUUUAUCAGCCAGUAAUUUAUUCUUUGAGCCCAAAUCCAACAAAAACGACCUGCCCGACGUGUCACACCAGCAUUAAAACCACUACGAUAUCAGAUCAUCAACCAAGCGCUCAUCUAUGCUGUAUCGUGCUCUGCUUACUUGGAUGUUGCCUUUGCUCAUGUCUGCCAUAUUGUAUGAGCAACUUCAUGAGUGUCCAUCACUUUUGUCCGAAAUGUAAAAAUUAUAUUGGUACGUGGAAGGGUUGAGCUAAGCCUGCUGACACAUAUACUUGUAUAUUGUUAUGCGGUCUUUUAUGUAAUCGUACACAGUGUAAUGUUAUGGGGAAUAAGCAGCUUCCCUGCUUGUCGCAUUUUGCGUUAAAAGAAAGAGCUAUUCGACGAGAUUGUCAUAGAUCAUAUUUCAAGACAACUAUAUAUGUGAUGCUUAUUCCUUGCGAGGUAAGAUAUGAAUGCAAUCUGUUGCGUGUGAAUAGUUUCGAACACUUGUAGAUUCCAUGUUGAUUUAUAUGUGAAACGAUGUGAUCGAGUGCGUAUGUGUGCUGAUAUAGAUAGUAUGCAAUAAUAUUAUAAAGAUAUUUUCGAGCAUUGAACCUGUGAGCAGUAUUGUUCUCACUUACGUUUGUCAUAUUCCAUAUAGUCUUAGAAAGAUCUUUUUAGGAAGAAAGAAAGAGAAGGUAAAAAAUUCGUCUGAAACGCAGGAAAGUCCUUCUCUUGCUUAUUUCAAUAUGUUUCAUUAGUGAGUAAGAAAGAAGAGAACGAUUAGUUGAGACUGAGUAUAGAAUGAAGGUUGUUCCAUCUCCUGUUUGCAACAAUAUUCGGAUAUUCAUAUACUUGUAUUUUAUUGGUGCUUCCGGAACUUUAAGUGAAACGAAUUCCUGCAUUAUAUAUUACAUAUAUAAUAUAUAUAAAUUAUUGGCUAAACUUCGUCGGAUACCAUUUUUAAAACAAUUUUUUUUGCAUAAGCUGAUAGUAAUUGAUAAAUAUAACCGAUAAACAUAAUGAUUUUCAGUUGUGUUAGAAUUUACACUGGUUCAAAAAUUAUGCUUUAUUAAAGUAUUUAAUGUAGUGAUAAAGUAAAUUUUAUUAUUUAUUAAAAUACAUAAUGAAUAAAUAAAUAAAUAAAUUGUUUGCUAAAUUUCGCUUCGUUGAUCUUUAAAAUAAUAUAAAAAUAUGAAUUGAUUUGUGAAACAUUUUUAGUUGUCUCCCGGCGGCCGAGAAAAUAUAACAUAGCCAGUACUAAUUCAACAUACUUCUUAAUUUUUUAAUAAAUUAGGUACUUGAUCAACAGAGCCUGAAACACGAUCUGUCUCCAGUGCAUGAGAUACUGUCUACUUACGCAUCGGUAUGCAUAAACCGAGGAAAACUUUGAAGAGAUCGCGUUCAGUAUUUCAAAUUGACGAAACUUUAACAAUGCAUAAUUAAAACAAAGGAUUCUGACGCUCAUAAUCUAAUAUUUCGUUUCUAUUCAUUGAAUAUCAGAAUAUGCAAAGAAUAAGUUAAAAAAAGAAAUAAUGCCCGAAAACGAAGUUUAGCCAAACUAUCAUAUGAAAGGUGAUAUUUUUAUGCAGAUUGCAGAAGGAUUUGCAUAUUGUACGAAAAGUAUCCGAAUUACAUUAGUAUAAAACGAAAGAAAUUCCACUUGCGUGUUUCCGUUUUCUAGUUUUUUUGUUUAAAUAAUUUAUACCGAAUAUCAACUGGUAAAAAAGACUUUUUCGGAGAAAAAGACUUUCGUGAAGAGGGAAGUUUUGAAUAAAAGGAAUGAAUGAUCUUGUGAAUAUCCUCGAACAUUCAACAAUAUUUUGUGGAGAGAAUAUUUAAUAAAAAAAGUCCAAGUCGUGUUCCGUUUAAUAUUCCACGUGUUUAAGGUAACGACUCAAGCAUUUCUAUGAUUCCAUUUGUAUGUACAACGAUUUUGUUUGUUUUU